Molecule: messenger RNA, 873 nt
Organism: Stegastes partitus (bicolor damselfish)
Lineage: Eukaryota; Metazoa; Chordata; Actinopteri; Pomacentridae
Product: voltage-dependent L-type calcium channel subunit alpha-1C-like
Exons: 4
Biological process (GO): calcium ion import across plasma membrane
Cellular component (GO): membrane; voltage-gated calcium channel complex
Molecular function (GO): high voltage-gated calcium channel activity
Source: RefSeq, a predicted model, not a curated record
GCUCCGACUACUCUCCCCCACCGCCUCCCCCUCUUCCUCGCGCUCCCAUCCCUGCCCUGACCAACGAGCACAGCGGCAGCGGUAGCCAUGGUGACCAUGGCGGAGGAGGGGGCGGGGUCAACCACGGCGUGGGCGUGGUUGGCCUGGCUCCGGAGCACAUCCCCACGCCGGGGGCAGCCCUGAGCUGGCAGGCGGCCAUCGACGCCGCGCGGCAGGCGAAGAUGAUGGGCAACGCCGCAUCGGGCGGAGGCGCGGGGCUCGGUUCGGGAGGGGGCGGGCCCAUCUCUACGGCCAGCUCUACGCAAAGGAAGAGACAACACUACAGCUCCAAACCCAAGAAACAGACCACGACGACAGCCACAAGGCCGCCACGGGCCCUGCUCUGUCUCACACUCAAGAACCCCAUCCGCAGGGCCUGCAUCAGCAUCGUGGAGUGGAAACCAUUUGAGAUCAUCAUCCUGAUGACCAUUUUCGCCAACUGCGUGGCCUUAGCUGUCUACAUCCCCUUCCCUGAGGAUGACUCGAAUGCCACCAACUCCAACCUGGAGCGUGUGGAGUACCUGUUCCUCAUCAUUUUCACGGUGGAGGCGUUCCUGAAGGUAAUAGCCUACGGCCUGCUCUUCCAUCCCAACGCCUACCUGAGGAACGGCUGGAAUUUGCUCGACUUCAUCAUCGUAGUUGUAGGGUUAUUCAGCGCGAUCUUGGAGCAGGCCACGAAGGGGGACGGGGCCACUCCUAUUGGAGGGAAGGCAGCGGGCUUCGAUGUCAAGGCUCUGAGAGCAUUCAGAGUACUCAGACCACUCAGACUGGUCUCUGGAGUACCGAGUAAGUACUGAGAGAGAGAGAGAAAGAAAGAAAGAAAGAAAGAAAGAA